This is a messenger RNA of Rodentolepis nana, 1344 nucleotides long. NCBI's taxonomy places the organism in Eukaryota, Metazoa, Platyhelminthes, Cestoda, Cyclophyllidea, Hymenolepididae. The record is from the annotation of a GenBank genome assembly.
GUUGACGAUGUGAUGGAAUGCAUAAACAUGGGACCCAACGGUGGCCUAAUAUUUUGUAUGGAACAGCUUUGCACGGAGCUUGGUUGGAUCGAUGAUAUGAUUGGGGAUGAUGAGUUGGAUUACAUUCUUUUCGACUGCCCCGGUCAAAUCGAACUCUAUUCUCAUCUCAAUAUCUUCCCACAAAUUAUAGAACACCUCCAACGGAAGUGGGAUUUUCAUAUCGUUAGUGUGUUUAUUCUUGAUGCUCGGUUCCUAGUUGAUGGUUCACAUUUCCUUUCGGGAAUUCUUUCUGCUCUCUCUGCCAUGGUUUGCCUUCGCACGCCACAUGUCAACGUUAUGACUAAGAUGGAUAUGCUCUCUGAAAGCCAACAGAAGCUAGUGUGUGCUCGAUAUCUCGAACCCGACGUCGAAGAUUUGUGCGAAUCCUCUGAGCAAGAAAGUAAAGAAGGCAUCUCAACGGCAUCCAAACGGCCGCGAAAAUUUGCCAAUCUAUCAUCCAUAUUAGCCGACUUAAUCAACCGCUACAGUUUAGUUCGUUUCCAACCUCUAAACAAAGAAGAGGAGGAAACUAUAGAGGAUUUGCUCUUUGUGAUUGAUCAAUGCAUCCAAUAUGGAGAGGAUAAUGAACCCCUGAACCGGAUCUUUGAUGAAGCUGGCAGUGAAUUGGCUAGGGAAAUUCCUUUACCUGACGAAACUGUGGUUACAGCUGUUCUCUACCUACUGGAAUUUUUUGUGAAGCUGACUUCUCAGGUACUUGAAUCACAUGAACACCUGAAAUGGAUGGUUCUACUGAUCGAGACGGUGGCUCAUGCCUUCACUGGAGCUAGCUUCUGGCUGGUUGCCUCCCUUGAAGUACCUGAGCCUAAAUCAUAUCGACUGAUGAUUAUUUCCACUUGCUUGGCUUCUCUUGCUGCUAUUACUGUUGAUAUUGAUCAUUUCAUUGCCGCUGGAAGUUUCUCUAUUAAGGCUGCUCGAUCUCUACCUGGGCGCCCGUUCCUCCACUGGACAGGAGGUCCGGUGUUAUUACUUGUCCUCCUCCUAAUCGGUGACUACAUAGGUCGACAUUUUUGCUCACCUUUGUCUUAUCCACCUCGUCCGGUUCUGGUGGCUGGAUGGGUUAUUAUAUUUGCUUGGGUUUCCCAUCAAAUGCGUGAUGCUCUGCGUCGGGGUUUGUGGUUGUGGCCACCACCCAAACGUCUCCUUUCUCCCCCUGAAUAUUACAGCACACCUCCUCUUCCACUCGUCUCCUAUUCUCUCGCUUUGUUCGUUCUUCUUCUACCCAUUCACUUCAUAUCAGAAGAAAUAUUCUCGUUCUCCGGGCGGGAGAAGCCGAUUAUUAUAUAA